Molecule: messenger RNA, 231 nt
Organism: Prunus armeniaca (apricot)
Lineage: Eukaryota; Viridiplantae; Streptophyta; Magnoliopsida; Rosales; Rosaceae
Source: the annotation of a GenBank genome assembly
AUGUCCAAGGAGACAGAAUUGAAAGUGAAAGAAGAAGUGGAAAGUUGUCCAAUAUUGUACCAGUCCUUAAAAGGAAGACGGGGGCAGUCAAAAUAUGUGUGGGACUACAGAAAUUUGAACGAAGCAUCUCCUAAAGACGAGUAUCCAAUGCCUAUGGCGGACAUGUUGGUGGACGGAGUUGCUCACAAUCAAAUGCUAUCAUUCAUGGAUGGCAAUGCAGGAUUCAAUUAG